UCCAAGUUCAUCUAMAUUGAAAUUUAGUUUCUUCAAUUUUUUCGAAAUACAAUGACACAAGGAAGCCAGGAGUCCCUCACAGAGGCAGAUAAUGCUACUGAAAGUUUAAUAGAACGACCCGAGGGACAACAUUUCCAUCUCGAUGGGAGUACUCAAAAAUGGAAUCGUAAGAAAGGAAUACGAGUAAUGUUAAUAUCAUGUCUUGUAUUUGCUAUUGCUAUAACAGUAGCMUUAAUAGUUGAUAUAUAUACUGGCGACCAUCAUACUGGUCAUGCUGCCAUAUCAACUGACAUACAAGAAUGCUCUGACAUUGGAUCAAACUUGAUGAAAAAAGGUGGCAGUGCUGUUGAUGCAGCAGUAGGMGCUUUAUUUUGUGUUGGUGUCAUGAACCCUGAAAGCUCAGGAAUAGGAGGAGGAGGGUUUAUGGUUGUUUCAACCCCAAAACAUGGUGAAAAAGUGAUUGAUUUCCGUGAAACUGCCCCUCUUUCAGCAACUAGUGAUAUGUUCAAGAAAGACCCUUCUCUUGCAAAGGAGGGUGGUCUUGCUGUUGCUAUUCCUGGUGAGUUGAAAGGUCUAGARUUGGCACACAAGAAGUAUGGCAAGUUGAAAUGGUCUGAGGUGGUUGAACCCGCAAUAAAAUUAGCUAGAGACGGUUUUACUUUGGCAGCACACACAGCACUGGUUCUUAGCUGGGAGCGAGUACAGAAAAGCUUGAAAAAUUCUAAAGAGUUAAUGAAAAUGUAUGCACCUGGUGGACAAUUCCUAAAGGCUGGUGCCAGGAUAAAGAAUCCUAAGUUAGCUGACACAUUAACAGAGAUAUCCAAACAUGGAUCAAAGGCUAUGUAUGAGGGACCAAUAGCACAAAGCAUUGUAGAUGCAGUAAGAAAACAAAAUGGGAAUAUUACUCUGGCAGAGUUGAAAAAAUAUAAAGCUGAAAUUAAAAACUGCUUGUAUUCAGAAUAUCAAGGGUAUCAGAUCAUGCUGCCUCCACUUCCUUCUGGUGGACCUGUGGUGAUCUCAGCACUGAACAUUUUAGAAAGGUUUAAUUUGACCAAGAAAGAUCAAGAUAAAAAUGCAACAUACCAGUACAUGAUAGAGGCUUUUAAGUUUGCUUUUGCACAAAGAACUCAUCUGGGUGAUUCUCAUGAUCCAGCCAAUAGUGGAGUAGMAAACUUUACCAAGUAUAUGAUGAGCAAAAAGACAGCUAAAUCUAUCCAGAACAUGAUAUUUAAGAGCAAAACUUUCCCACCAGCUUACUAUUCACCAGCAUCAGAGGUUACACCAAAUAAUGGUACAUCAUAUGUAGCUGUACUUGGUCCUGAUGGGGAAAUGGUGUCUGUGUCCAGCACURUCAAUGGAUACUUUGGAUCAUUAGUCAUGACAGACACUGGUAUCUUACUAAAUAAUCAAAUGGCUGACUUUAGUAGUCAACCACCGUACAAUAAGGCCAAUAGCGUUAAACCAGGAAAAAAGCCUUUAUCGUCAUGUUCUCCAAUGAUUGUCAAACACAAGCAGGAUGCAUGUUUGUACAUGGUACUUGGAGCAUCUGGUGGUACACAUAUACCUACCAGUGUAGUGCAAACAUUGGUCAAUAUUCUAUCAUUUGGUGAUUCGUUAAAAGAUGCUGUUGAGAGACCACGUGUACAUCACCAACUAUAUCCUAAUGAAGCWGAACUAGAAGGUGAUCGGUUUAAAAAGUGGAAWUUAGGCAGAGUGAUAGACUAUCUACAAAACAUUGGUCAUGUCGUUAAGACAAAAGAUGUUCAAUAUGCUGAUGUCCACGUGGCGCAGAAUUAUCGCAGCAAUCUUCGAGCCCACAGUGAUAGUAGAAGACCGGGCAGCGGCGUUGCUGUGUAUUAGAGAAAGGCGUGGCCGCCAUAAUCAUAAAAGUGUUGCCUUUUUGUGGGAAUUAUUUAAUAAGCACACUUGACUAUUUCUACACAUAUUUUCUUGGAUAUUUAGUAAUGCUGACUUUAUAAAUGCACUUUUCUACAAAAUGUUUCACACACCGUUUCUCUUAAAAUUAUAACUAAUACGAUAAUAUUUAUUGUGGAAUACUUUCGAUAAUAAGAUUAAUAAAUUAUACAGUAAGGGA
Exaiptasia diaphana is the source of this 2095-nucleotide messenger RNA. RefSeq names its product glutathione hydrolase 1 proenzyme. The record is from RefSeq and is a predicted model, not a curated record. Lineage: Eukaryota; Metazoa; Cnidaria; Anthozoa; Actiniaria; Aiptasiidae. The transcript has 15 exons. Gene Ontology annotation, biological process: glutathione catabolic process. Gene Ontology annotation, cellular component: plasma membrane. The coding region runs from base 52 to 1860 and encodes 602 amino acids. Gene Ontology annotation, molecular function: glutathione gamma-glutamate hydrolase.